This is a messenger RNA of Pelobates fuscus (common spadefoot toad), 2205 nucleotides long. RefSeq names its product proton channel OTOP2-like. The record is from RefSeq and is a predicted model, not a curated record. The transcript has 6 exons. Gene Ontology annotation, biological process: proton transmembrane transport. Lineage: Eukaryota; Metazoa; Chordata; Amphibia; Anura; Pelobatidae. Gene Ontology annotation, molecular function: proton channel activity. Bases 286 to 1944 code for a protein of 552 amino acids. Gene Ontology annotation, cellular component: membrane.
GGCUAUACAUCAGAUCCUCCCAACGAUCACUAAUCUGAGAUGCUUGCAUCAAAAUCCUCACUUAUCCCAGAGCAACACACAGAAUGAAGCUCAUUUGAAUAUAUGUCCCAGCCUGAGAGACAUUUACAGAGUGAAUAUUAUUUUAGGCACAAGGCUCAGAGACAGGCAGGUGAAAGGACAUUCAAAAACAAACAACAUUGACUUAUCCAGAGGAGUUUGGAGAACUGACAAAACGUUUGUGUGGACAUAAAUAUAGAAAGAAACGUGUACAGAGAUCAAACAACUAUGGAAAGUGAGGAGGACUCAAGCACAUCCAGCAAUCAAACAGAGGCAAUUCCUAAUAAAGUGGCGUCUAAAGACAAAUGGAAGAAAGGUGGACGGAUGAUCUCUUGGCUUGUUGGUUCUAAUGUUCUCUUGUUUAGCUGCACAUUGGUGACCUGUGUGUUCAACCAGAAUGUAGAUGUAUGGGAAACUGACUUGCUUAUAUUUUUGUCUGUCAUGCUGGUUCUCUGCAUGCUGUGGAUGCUCUUUCAGAUGUUCUUCACCUGGAAGUACAAACAUGCCAUUUUGUGCAAGGAUUGCCAUGCAGGACCCAUAUGGAUGAGAGGUGGAAUAGUUAUUUUCGGUAUUGGUACCUUAGUUAUGGAUUCGUUUAAAGUUAUACAUGCUGUGGGAUACCUGGGGUGUGAACCCCCUGUGAAAGUUAUCCAACCAGUCCUACAAGCAAUAUUUGUCAUUAUGCAGACAUAUUUCUUAUGGAUGUCCUCUAAACAUUGUGUCCAGAUCUACAUAAAUGCUACAAGGUGUGGUCUCAUGCUGCUGAUGAUCAUUAACCUGGCAGUGUGGGUGAUUGCUGUUACAGAGGAAUCCAAACACCACACUGUUGAAUUAGGACGAUAUCUAGCACAAAAUGGAACAGAAGAAAGUGAAAACAGUAGCCAUGGUCAACAGGAAAAGCUUCAUGACUGUGAGUGCACAUUCAUGUGUACAUUUGUUGCCAGUGAAUAUUACUAUUUAUACCCCUUCAACAUUGAAUACAACCUCUUUUCAGCUACCAUGAUUUAUAUCAUGUGGAAAAAUGUCGGACGAAAAAUUGAUGAAAAUGCUUCCCAUAACCAUGGUAUAGGACCAGCUGUUCGCAAACAUGUCCCUCUCCUGGGUCUGAUCUCAGGUCUGUCUGUUCUAGCUAUUGGCCUUGUGAUGUUCAUCAUGUACGAAAUAGGGAGGAACAAUCUUCUGAAGGACUGGUUAUCACUCACCACAUUCUACAUUUUCCAUGUGGUCAGCCUUGUGAUUAUGAGUUUGGCAAACUUGGUGGGCAUAAUUAUUUUCCACCUUGAUAAAAGAAGUAUGGAUAAUCAAAAGAACCACACUCGCACAUUGGAUAUGGUUCUACUACUGGGUACAACCCUAGCUCAAUAUGCAAUUUCUUAUUAUUCUAUUGUAGCCAUGGUGGCCACCAAUCCCCCUAGUCUUCUGAGCUAUCUCACUCUUAUUUAUUCACUCCUUAUGAUUGUUCAGCACUCUCUCCAGAAUGUUUUCAUCAUUAAAGGAUUGCAUCGUCUACCACCAAAUCACACUAUAAACUCUUCUGACAGAUCUCAAAAAAUGAAAGAUCUUCGUUCUGUUUCCUGCGUUCCCCAAAAUGCAUCUCAUCUUCCAGUGCAUCAACUUUCAAGAAGAGCAACACUUACUAAUCAACUCAAGGCACACCUCAAGAAAAGGAAAACAAUGAAGGAUGUAUAUAUGUUCCUCUUCCUCAGCAAUGUAAUUUUCUGGAUUAUGCCUGCAUUUGGAGCUAGGAUUCGUUUUGACAACGACUUGGAAGUAGAAUUUUACGGCUUUACUAUUUGGGCCAUUAUCACCAAUAUCUGCCUACCCUUUGGGAUCUUCUAUAGAAUGCAUGCAGCUGCAAGCUUGCUGGAACUCUACAACAAACACUAACUGAAGUUAUUUCAGACACACAACAGCUGGGUAUCUACGAAACAAGAAGCAACAGAGCACACCUAUCAGAGAACGAAAAGAGUAAAUGCUGUAACAGAAUAAAAAAUGCAACAAAAAUAACAUAAAACAGCAGUCGAAAAAAGACACAUUUUGGGAUUAGGAGAAACAUCUAAGCUAAGAGCAAAAUAUUCAAAUUUAUAAAACGUAAAGAAAAAUGAAUGCUCGUUGAUCUCAUAUGAAACAGCACCUUUUAAAACAUUA